Molecule: messenger RNA, 3114 nt
Organism: Mesorhabditis belari
Lineage: Eukaryota; Metazoa; Nematoda; Chromadorea; Rhabditida; Rhabditidae
Source: the annotation of a GenBank genome assembly
AUGAUAUCUUGUAAAGGGAAUCGAAUAUUGUCGCCACUCGUCUCAAGAUAUCACUAUUUAUCUCCAUGUACAUCGACGAGCAGCAUUGGGUGUACGAGGUACGCUUCGUUACCAAGAGCGAAACCACAUGAAGAUGAGCUUUUAAAAGGAAACGAAACAAUUCCCCUAAAACCAAAUCCCUUCCCAACAAAUACAAUAAAUCUGGAACGGAAAGCAAGGACGCGGAAAAAUGCAGACACAGGACUUUUCUUGCCAGAAACAGAAGUAAACCUAUCUGCUUGGCACAAAAUGGAACCGCGAGGACUUAUCUCUUCAUAUUUACAAUUAUCAAAGUCCAAGCUCACCAUGCUCAUCACAAGCACGGCAGCUGCAGGGUAUCUUGUGGGGACAGGACCAAUAUCCGUCCCAGCAUUGUUGGCCUGUUCAGCGGGUACAGCUCUACUAUCAGCAGCAGCAAAUGCUUGUAAUCAACUCUUGGAGGCGCCGUAUGAUGCCCAAAUGAAACGAACACAAUCGAGAGUUCUUGUAGUUCACAGAUUUUCUCCUCUUCAUGCACUCACAUUUGCUGGUGUUACAAGUGCAGUAGGGUGUGGGCUGCUUUACAGUGUUUGUAACCCGAUUACCGCCUACCUAGGGGCAGUGAACUUUUUGUUAUACGCUGGUGUUUACACGCCGCUGAAGAGGAUGCAUAUUGGAUGUACAUGGGCCGGUGCUUUGGUAGGAGCGAUUCCUCCGCUAAUGGGUUAUGCGGCUGCUUCUGGAACCUUAGAUAUGGCCUCUUUAUGUUUGGCCGGUAUUCUAUUUUCUUGGCAAUUUCCACACUUUAAUGGAUUGUCUUGGAAUUUGAGGCCCGACUAUAGUAAGGCAGGAUACCGAGUGAUGUGCGUGACGAAUGAGCGCCUUUGUCGAGUGACCUCAUUGCGACAUUCUUUGGCUCUUGUUGGAUUGUGUUCGAUAGCUGCUCCUCUCACUGGAUUGACAACAGUCUCUUUUGCGAUUGAUUCAUUGCCGAUUAACGCUUUGCUGGUAUAUUUAUCAUACAAGUUCUAUAAAGCGCCGGAUUCGAAAAACUCGAGAAAGCUUUUCUUUUUUUCAUUGCUUUACCUACCGGUGAUAAUGCUUUUGAUGGUGAUUGGCAGUAUGUCUUCACCGGGAUGGAGCACCUCACCUCAAGCACAUCCACCGAAUUUCCCACAACCGCUGAAUGGAGGAAGAUUUUAUUCGAAAGAGUACUCUCAAUAUGAAGAACUAACAUCAGGAUUUGUUCAAGGUUUUGAGGAGCCUGAUUAUGAGCCCCGGCCAUCCCAGUUCAAAUUUCAACCGUCAACUACCGAAUUCUCGCGAGAUUCAAGCUCAGGCAAUCGAAUGCGGCCGACAGUGUGGAACGAGAAGGAUGUGCGAUUACAGAAUGGAACCUAUCCAACUUCUGACUCACAGAUACAAGAGACGGACAUUCUUGGCGAUGAGACAUCUUCGGGGGAAGAAGAGGAAAAAGCAAUGAAGCACCGACCUCAAUUACAUACAGUUUCUGAUGACGUUGUCGCAUCAUCUAGUGAAGAGGCAGAAAGCGACGACCCGGAAGUGUUGGAGCAAAUCGAGCGAGAAAGGAUUAUCGAAAUGUAUGAAAAGGGACCUGAGAAUCCGAGGAUCGAUGACUGGGAGAACCCCGAUUGGGAUGUGUACAGAAAGACAGAUCGUCACGGUUUUAUACACAAAGAAGGCCUAUCGGAAGCUGAUCGUGCUAAAAGUGAAAAAGAACGAAUAGAAACAGAAAUCAAACGCGAGAAAAAAUGGCUUUCGAUGUUAUCACAAUGGGACGCGAAACGCCCGGUGAAAAAGUUAAAUGAACGAGUGUGGAAAGGAGUGCCUCUCAAGCUACGGAUACGAGUAUGGCCUAAGUUACUUGGAAUUGAGGAGCUGAAAGCCCAAAACAGAGGAGACGAUAUUUACGUCAAACUAGUGGACAGAGCCCGAUUAAUAUCUAAGGACAUCAAACAAAUUGACCUAGACAUCAAUCGAACAUAUCGAGACAAUCAGACGUUUCGCAGACGAUAUGAUAUCAAGCAAAGAUCUUUGUUAAACGUACUGGCUGCUUAUUCGAUGUACAACACGGAGAUCGGUUAUUGUCAGGGAAUGUCCCAAAUCGUUGCUCUUUUCCUGAUGUUUCUUGAUGAAGAAGAGGCUUUCUGGUGUCUUCACGCUUUAAUGAUUUCCGAAAGGCAUUCAAUGCAUGGUUUCUUUGUGCCCGGCUUUCCAAAACUUCAACGAUUUGAAGAGCACUUUCAGAAAAUUCUCAAAAAGUAUAAACCAAAAGUGUACAAACAAUUUGAAAAGGAGGGAAUUCCCUACAUCUAUUUAACAAAAUGGUGGUUCGGGUGUUUCUUGGAUCGGGUACCUUUUCCGCUUGCUCUGAGACUUUGGGAUGUUUUUCUUUAUGAGGGUGACACGAUACUGAUGGCUAUGGCUAUUAACAUUAUGAAAAUGCAUGAAAGAACAAUACGGAAGUUAACUUUGGAGACGUUUAUGGAGUUUAUUCAGUCAACGAUGGCCGAGGAUUUUCAAUUUCCAGAUGAUGAGGUGAUGAAAUCGUUGCGAGAAGUGCUGACAAAAUUGAUUAGUGAUCGUACACAACGCCCUCCACCACCAGGCCCCGGAGCAUUACCCGAGAGACCGACAAAGGCUUUUGGUCCAGUGCUAGCUCGUUCACUGAAAGAAAUCCAGGAUCAAGUGUCGGAAUUGCGGAGUCGAUCAAGUCGAGCUAAUUCCGUUGCAACUGGCCGAACUCCGCAAAGUCGGCGCAGGAAUGACCGAAAUUAUCAAUUACCCGCAACUCCGUUAAAGAAAGAUCUUAAUACAGGGCCUAGUCCGAUAAACGAGACAGCCAUUCCGAGCCAUCAAGUGCCUUUCCAGGAUGAACACUCGGGCAAAAUGGUGUUUGUGGUACGCGGUGGGGACAAUGAUGAGUCGCCGACUGCCGAUGCCGAAGUGAAAACACCGAAAAGGAUACCCCAAUUGCCUUCCGCUGAGCCACCGGGUGUCACCCAUUCGGCCAAUCAUAUCACCUAUGUGACGAUCGGUGAUGACGAGGAUGCGGAUCAGUGGAUAAGUCGUGUA